UUCAGGCCCCUCUCUUUUACUUGACUCUUUUAAAAGGACUUACCUUCCUACUGAUUAGUCCCUUUGAGCCCUUUUUACUCCCCUCCCACCUCAUCUCAUAUCUCGUCCUUCUUUGCUGGACUACAACCAUACUGUUCAUUGCUUCCCCUGUCUCUUUCUCUCUCUCUAGUUCUCUUUCUCCAUGAAUCCAGUUUAUCUGAUUAAUCCACCACCCUCUCCAUUUCCUCUUAUAGAACCCAAUGAGGAUCAACACCUUCAACUCUUUAGUCCAUCAUCUGAAGCUUCUUCUUCUUGUCUCUCAAAUUCUAUUUUCUUCAACCCUGCUUAUGAGCAAGGAGGAAGUUAUGAUACAGAAGAACACCAACAACAAGAAGAGGUCAAGAAGUAUGCUUUACAAGAUGGAUCAAGUGAUGAUCAUCAUGGGUUCCUCCAAUCUCCUUCACUUCCCACUGUGGAGAAUGGGCUUAACAACAGCCUAGAAGUAUCAGUUUCUGAAAGAGAUGAUGGAGAUCAUGGCAAUCAAGGUAAUAGUGGUGGACCAGUUAAGUGGAUGUCUUCAAAGAUGAGAUUGAUGAGGAAGAUGAUGAAGUUUCAAGAUCGUCAUCAUCAGCAGCAGCCACCUUCACCCCUUUUAGAUACAGACAACAGCAGCAACAAUUCCUCUAACAACAACAACAACACAGUUAGGGUUUGCAGUGACUGUAACACUACUAAGACUCCUCUUUGGAGGAGUGGCCCAAGAGGUCCCAAGUCACUUUGCAACGCCUGCGGAAUUCGACAGAGGAAGGCAAGACGUGCCAUGGCGGCGGCGGCGGCGGCGGCGGCGGCAAGUGGCGCAGUUCUAGUGAAUAGGCCAAAGGUGCAACACAAGGAGAAGAGAUCAGAUAAAGGGUACGUUCAGAAAUACAAGAAACGGUGCAAACUCACCGACCCUUGUAGCAGAAAGAAGAAGCUUUGUUUUGAAGAAUUCACUAUCAAUUUGAGUAAAAAUUUGGAUUUCCACCAAGUGUUCCCACAAGAUGAGAAGGAAGCUGCAAUCCUGCUAAUGGCUCUAUCUUGUGGUCUUGUUCAUAGUUGAAUGCUUGAAUCCCUUCAUAUUUCUUAGGUUUUAGGAGCUUAUCUUGCUUUUUCCCUAUUAGGUAUGAUAGGAAAAUUGUGUGUAGUGUCACUGUGGUGGAGAGAGAUUAAUGGUUAAGAACAUUAAGAUCAGGAGAGGUACCCAAGGUCCCAAACCAAUAAAAACAGGAUUUUUUUUCUUCUUCCUUUGUUUGAGUGAUCUCUUGAGUUUGUGGUGCAGGAUUUUUCUUCUUCUUCUUCCUUUGUUUGAGUGAUCUCUUGAGGUUGUGGUUGAUUUGAGUUGUCUCCUGUUCAUGAAUAGUCAAUUUCAAAUACAGAAUGUAAUAAAAUAUAUAGGUUUGUCAGCCA
This is a messenger RNA of Macadamia integrifolia, 1425 nucleotides long. Its product is annotated as GATA transcription factor 21-like. Lineage: Eukaryota; Viridiplantae; Streptophyta; Magnoliopsida; Proteales; Proteaceae. Bases 182 to 1078 code for a protein of 298 amino acids. The record is from RefSeq and is a predicted model, not a curated record. Gene Ontology annotation, molecular function: zinc ion binding; sequence-specific DNA binding. Gene Ontology annotation, biological process: regulation of DNA-templated transcription. The transcript has 3 exons.